AUGCUGACUUGCCUAUCUCUCUAUGGAACCUAUUCCUGCCGUCCAAGCUUCAUUCGACCGUUUUUAUUCGAUGCCGUUUUCAGCACAGUGCUUCUCUUAUUAUUUGUUGCAUUCUCCGUUCUUAUAUAUGUGCAAUUAACUUCAAGCGAAGACCUUGAGGAUAGAGAAGAUGCGAUGAGAGUUCAUUUGAGGAAUGUCUACGUUGGAGCAGCAUUCCUACUCUCAUACCUAGUAUGGAUGGUGAUAUCGAUAAUCGCUUACAUAGACACAAAAAAAUUACAUGCCGACUUUAUGUACUGGAUUGUUGAAGAGCGUGUUAGCAUGCGAUCAAAAGCUAAUGUCUCGUCGGAUUUGAGAUCUGACCGAUCAUCAAAAGGCUCCCGAGCUUCAAGAGCUAGCCAUGCUAGUCAUGCUAGUCGUACCAGUCAUACUUCGAACCGUAGCACUCGGUCCGAACUGCCCAGAAUGAACUCAGUCACAACUGCUGGAGUUCGCACUAGUGCGUCAUUGCUGAAUACCACCUUAUCAGUUCCUUUGUGA
This is a messenger RNA of Cylicostephanus goldi, 540 nucleotides long. NCBI's taxonomy places the organism in Eukaryota, Metazoa, Nematoda, Chromadorea, Rhabditida, Strongylidae. The record is from the annotation of a GenBank genome assembly.